Suillus plorans is the source of this 1460-nucleotide messenger RNA. Its product is annotated as mitochondrial carrier domain-containing protein. The record is from RefSeq and is a predicted model, not a curated record. NCBI's taxonomy places the organism in Eukaryota, Fungi, Basidiomycota, Agaricomycetes, Boletales, Suillaceae. The transcript is spliced from 8 exons. The coding region runs from base 174 to 1229 and encodes 351 amino acids.
GUGUUCGGUAAUUUCGUCGUACACGAUAUAUAGCAUUUGCGCCAAAUGGCAAGCUGAGAUCUUGCGAUCUAUAUGGGAAUUCAUGUGCAAUCGACUUAACCGGUCUUGGGGCCGGCAAUUCCGUGUACUAGUUUCAACACGAGGUUGACAUAUCCCAGUUGCUUAUUUCCAUUAUGUCCACACUGUCCAAACCGGUAAAGCAGGCGCAGCAACUAACGCCUUUUGCAUCUGCGUUGGCUGGUGCCCUUGGAGCUUGUUUUAGUAACGCUGUAGUGUAUCCCCUUGAUGUUGCUAAGACCAGGAUACAGGUGACCUCAUCAGCUGCGCGAGGAAAGCGCAAGGACGACCUGAGCAUGCUGUCGAUGCUACUCCAGAUAUUCAAACAAGAGGGAAUCAAUGGGUGGUACAGAGGCUUUGCUGCAACAAUGCUCAACACCUUCUCGAUGCAAUACGCCUACUUCUUCUUCUACUCAUUCAUACGCUCAUCAUACAUCAAGCGCCUGACUUUGAAGCUGCCUCCUGGUUCAAAACCUCCUGCGCUAUCCACAGCUGCUGAACUCUCUCUCGGGGCAGCUGCUGGAGCGCUAUCCCAGAUUUUCACGAUUCCCGUAUCCGUGAUCGCAACUCGACAGCAAGUUGGGCGCUCUGUCCAAAACUCGUCGCAGUCCUCCCAAGAUGAGAGACCGGUAGACGAAUCUUUAUUAGCUGUCGCUCGUGAGAUAGUUCGCGAGGAUGGUGUCACAGGGCUGUGGCUGGGCAUUAAGCCCGGCAUGGUCCUGACUGUGAACCCUGCUAUAACGUACGGCGUUUAUGAGCGCCUCAAGAGCCUCUUGUUGCUCGCAAGUGCUGCGAAUGGUAAAUUGACGCCAGGGACGUCAUUUUUGCUUGGGGCGUUUAGCAAGACGCUCGCCACUAUCGUAACAUAUCCAUAUAUUAUGGCCAAGGUUAGAAUCCAGGCCCGUUCUUCUGAUACGGAUACAUUAGAGAACGAGGGCCUGCCUGGUGGUCGAAAUGGAAAUACCGAUUCCAAAGCAAAACAAGCCGGUGCCCUCGGCCUCCUCCUGAGAGUCCUGAGGAAAGAAGGAUUUGUCGGGUGGUAUCAGGGGAUGUCCGCGCAGAUAAUCAAAGCCGUACUUUCUCAGGCGUUGUUGUUUGUAUCCAAGGAACAGUUCGAGCAUUGGGCCCUGGCCAUUAUGGUCCUGUUUACAAAGUUUACCUCACGGCCAUGACGACGCACGUUUGUUCUUGGGGAAUCAGGAUCAGUCAGUCGUUUACUCUCUCGGGAGGUGCAUACCUUUUGUAUCGUGUAUCAUCCCAGAACCUUAGUAGACAAAUAGACGGAUCAUGUACCCAUCCAGAUGAGGCGUGUCUGGCUGCAGGGCCCCAGCUUAUCUACUCUUUAUGUAGUUGUCAGGUGUCGAAGUAACGAGUCAUUGGUGAUGUAUGAUCGAGUCAAAACA